AUGCAUGCUUUGCGCAAACUUUGGUCAGAAAGCUAUUCUACAUUGAAUGAUGAUAUGGAAUAUAUUGCUCAAAGAGCUGCGAAAUUGAAAACAGUUUCACAAAUUGAAAAAUACAUAAAAGCUGUUGUGCAACAGGCAAUUGUUAAAACGUCAGUGAAAUUAGUAACAGGAAAGCAUGCAACUAUUGGUAUGUGUGUUAAGUAUACGAGUUUUCUUAUUUUAUUCCCUUUAUUCGAAAAUAAAGACGCUCAAUGGUUAGCCGAACAAUUAAGAUCAGUGAAGGAUAAGGGUGAAGAUGAAAUAUAUAAAUUAGCCAUAUCACUUUAUACAUAUGAAUGUUUUCUAUACAAAUUAAUAAAUAAGACUUUAGGAGAAGAUGAUUAUAGUAAAAUUCAAACAUUGGCGCCUUUUUGUAGUUUAUUACAUACAAGUAAUUGUGUAGCUGCAACAAAAUCAUAUAUUUAUAAAGGUAUUUAUCGUGGAAUGCAUUUAGAUCAAGAACAAAUUGAAUAUUUUAAACAAGCUAUAAAGAACGGUGAUAAACAAUGGUUGGUUUUCUCGUCAACAAGUCAAAGUCAAGAUAUGGCUGAAAACUUUGAGAAUACACUGUUUAUUAUUGACAUUGUCAGAGAAUAUAAUGAUAUGGAUAUAUCGGAAUUAUCCUUUUUUCCUAGCGAACAGGAAGUAUUCAUAUCUGCAUCAACAAAAUUUAAGGUUGAAAACGUUGACUACGAUGUAAAUAAAAAUAAGUACUUCAUUUACUUGACAAUUUAA
This is a messenger RNA of Didymodactylos carnosus, 774 nucleotides long. Lineage: Eukaryota; Metazoa; Rotifera; Eurotatoria; Philodinida; Philodinidae. The record is from the annotation of a GenBank genome assembly.